AUGGGCACUAAUGCAGAUGUACAAUUUUCAGUUGGCGAACAAAGUGAAGCAAUUCGUAAACAAUUUUGGUCAACAAAUUAUAAACAAUGUCCGAUAUGUAAAAGUGAAAAUAUUGCUGUUCAUUGGUGGUGUUGCGGAUGUAGAUUUAAUGAAGACGUUAUUUAUCAAUGUCUUGGAAAAGAAAAUGUGAAUGAUGUCAAAAAUUUAGAAUGGGAUAAGACAACAAGAAAUCUACCUGGUCAAUAUGGUUGUGGUUUUUAUACAUCAUUUCAUUAUGAUGAAGGAGGAUCGGAACCACAACAAUUUGAAACAGAUGGCUGA
Molecule: messenger RNA, 321 nt
Organism: Rotaria sp. Silwood2
Lineage: Eukaryota; Metazoa; Rotifera; Eurotatoria; Philodinida; Philodinidae
Source: the annotation of a GenBank genome assembly